CAACGUCAUUUGACAUUUGGUCGCGGUGCUUGUACUAUUCUCCGUUUGUGAUUAAAUAUUUUUUUAAUAAUUUUUCAAAAUGAUUAGUGUACUAAAUACUAUCGAUACGGGCCAUGAAGAUAUGAUACACGAUGCAGAAAUGGAUUACUAUGGAUUAAGGCUCGCCACAUGUUCUUCGGAUAAUUCUGUAAAAAUCUAUGAUAUAAAAAAUGGCACUCAAACUUUAGUUGCUGAUUUAAAGGGUCAUUUUGGUCCAGUUUGGCAAGUCGCCUGGGCUCACCCUAAGUUCGGAAACCUCCUCGCAUCCUGCUCUUACGACAGAAAAGUGAUUAUAUGGAAGGAAGCCGGGGAAUGGACGAAAUUGUAUGAAUAUACAGGACAAGAAAGUUCUGUGAACUCAGUUGCGUGGGCGCCAUCUGAUUAUGGUCUGAUACUUGCAUGCUGCAGCUCCGACGGUUCUAUUUCCAUCAUAACAUACUCGCAGGACAGUGGUAACUGGGAUGUUAAGAAGAUAUCUGGUGCUCAUGCUAUUGGCGUGAACUCCGUCAGUUGGUGUCCCGCUAUUUCUGCAGAUUUAAAUCUUGAUCCACUUAGCAACAAAGAUGCCCCAAAAAGAUUAGUAUCUGGUGGAUGUGACAAUUUAAUAAAAAUUUGGAGAGAGCAGGGUGACCAAUGGGUAGAAGAGAAUCGUCUAGAAAUGCAUAUGGAUUGGGUCAGAGAUGUAGCAUGGGCACCAUCACUUGGCCUUCAACGAUCUAUGAUUGCCAGCUGUUCCCAGGACAAGAGAGUAGUAAUCUGGUCUAGUGAUGAUAACAUAUCCUGGAAUCCAACAAUCCUCAAUACAUUUGAUGAUGUCGUGUGGAGCGUAAGCUGGUCUUUGACAGGUAAUAUCUUAGCUGUCUCAGGUGGAGACAAUAAAGUGAGCCUUUGGAAGGAGAGCACAGAUGGCCAGUGGUUAUGCAUAAGUGAAGUUGCCAAAGGAUUGGGCCAAACUCCAAAUGAAGAAAGGAGUACACUCUAAAAUCGUAAUAAUGUUUUUUUGUUAUAUUAAUUUCUGUAAUUAUAUUUUAAUAUUAAAUAUAAAGUAAUAUAAUUUAAUAAA
Molecule: messenger RNA, 1102 nt
Organism: Galleria mellonella (greater wax moth)
Lineage: Eukaryota; Metazoa; Arthropoda; Insecta; Lepidoptera; Pyralidae
Gene: Sec13
Product: protein SEC13 homolog
Exons: 2
Coding region: 80-1021 (313 amino acids)
Biological process (GO): protein import into nucleus; positive regulation of TOR signaling; COPII-coated vesicle budding
Cellular component (GO): COPII vesicle coat; nuclear pore outer ring
Molecular function (GO): structural molecule activity; protein binding
Source: RefSeq, a predicted model, not a curated record